This is a messenger RNA of Cornus florida, 1286 nucleotides long. Its product is annotated as dihydrodipicolinate reductase-like protein CRR1, chloroplastic. The transcript has 10 exons. The record is from RefSeq and is a predicted model, not a curated record. Gene Ontology annotation, molecular function: 4-hydroxy-tetrahydrodipicolinate reductase activity. The coding region runs from base 123 to 1028 and encodes 301 amino acids. NCBI's taxonomy places the organism in Eukaryota, Viridiplantae, Streptophyta, Magnoliopsida, Cornales, Cornaceae. Gene Ontology annotation, cellular component: chloroplast stroma.
UUGGAAAUAGAAAAACCUUAUCUCAAAAACAAGAAUAACAAUUGUAAGAAAGUGAGCUUAUCCACAUGGUGCUUCUACCCAGUUCAGCUGAGAAACAUUGGUAGAGCUAGCUUUGAGCAACCAUGGCAGCCUUUAGCUGCCAAUUUCAUCUCACAAUCCAUAAGACUUGUCAAAAUGUCAAAACCAGGCCUUUUUCUAUUUCUUGUUCAAUGCAGCCCUCCCAAAACAACAUUAAGGUAGUUAUAAAUGGAGCAGCCAAGGAAAUAGGAAGGGCAGCAGUGGUUGCAGUGACCAAAGCUAGAGGAAUGGAAGUAGCUGGUGCAGUGGAUUCUCACCUUGUGGGAGAAGAUAUUGGACAGGUGUGUGACAUGGAAGAAGCUUUAGAAAUACCCAUAAUCAAUGACCUCACAAUGGUCUUAGGUUCAAUAUCUCAGUCAAAAGCAACUGCUGUUGUAGUGGAUUUUACUGACCCUUCCAAAGUCUAUGAUAAUGUGAAACAGGCAACUGCAUUUGGCAUGAGAAGUGUUGUUUAUGUCCCGCGCAUUAAACUAGACACUGUCGCAGCAUUAUCUGCAUUCUGUGAGAAGGCCAGCAUGGGUUGUCUGGUGGCACCAACCCUGUCUAUAGGAUCUAUACUACUUCAGCAAGCUGCAAUUUCAGCUUCCUUCCACUACAACAAUGUAGAAAUUGUUGAAUCAAGGGAAAAUGCAAAGGAUCUUCCAUCACAGGAUGCAAUUCAAAUUGCCAACAACCUUUCUAACCUUGGCCAGAUCUACAACAGAGAAGACAUUUCAACAGAUGUUGCGGCAAGGGGUCAAGUUCUAGGAGAAGACGGAGUUCGUGUACAUAGCUUGGUUCUUCCAGGGCUCCCAGCAAGUACAACAGUCCACUUCUCUGGACCAGGAGAGGUUUACACCAUCAAACACGACAUAACAGAUGUGAAGUGUCUCAUGCCAGGCCUACUCGUGGCCAUCAGAAAAGUUGUGCGCCUUAAGAAUCUGGUGUAUGGAUUGGAAAAGUUUCUGUGAGAAUUCAGGAGCCCUUCGACUUUUUGUCAUAGAAUUAUAAGAUAGAGAAACGGAGAAUUCAAACACGAACCAACAUUCUCAUACUUGACAAUUCAAGCUUCUACCGUCGCACAAAGUACUAAUGGCGCCUCAUUUGGCGUAGAAAACACUGCAUCAGAACUCCAAAUUAAUUGUACUUAAUUAAAACAAAUAUGUUCAUGAUUUUGAGACUAAUAUUCUGCAACCAGAAAUGGGGAUGAUCAUACAAGCCUUUUCCUA